Molecule: messenger RNA, 1061 nt
Organism: Vespa velutina
Lineage: Eukaryota; Metazoa; Arthropoda; Insecta; Hymenoptera; Vespidae
Gene: Cpap3-d
Product: protein obstructor-E-like
Exons: 5
Coding region: 228-926 (232 amino acids)
Cellular component (GO): extracellular region
Molecular function (GO): chitin binding
Source: RefSeq, a predicted model, not a curated record
AGCGAGUGAGUGAGUGACUGAGUGAAUAGCAAACUAAAUAAGAAGGGUGGGGUCGAGGAGACAUGGUUUUCACGAAUCCGAGUGAAGGGAGAGAAGUCCUGGUGUUCUCUCGAGGCCAAUAACUGUUCGAGCCAAUAACUGUCGAGGAAGCAUUCAGAUAUAGUCAUAGUAGAACACACAGACAAAACAGUAGGUAACAAUCUAAAUCUAACAAUAUUAUCCGGACUAUGAGACGUUCGAGAAGUACGAUCCUAUUGGCCCUCCUGUUGGCCGUACUAUCAUCGUCCGUUAAAGCUACUACGCUUUACGGUGCACCGCCAUGUCCCGAUCCGUACGGUGUACACGCAUAUGCUCAUCCAGAGGAUUGCAAUAGUUUUUUUUUAUGUACGAAUGGCACGUUGACACUCGAACAUUGUGAAAAUGGUUUACUUUUUGACGGACACGGUGCUAUACAUAAUCAUUGCAAUUAUUAUUGGGCCGUUAAUUGUGGACACCGCCAGCACGAUCUUACACCUGUGAGCUCGCCCGGUUGCGAAUUUCAAUUUGGACUUUAUCCCGAUAGUGAUACCUGUAGCACUACGUAUAUCAAAUGUGUACAUGGACAUCCACUUCAAGAACAUUGUGAUGCUGGUUUAGCUUACGAUCCGAAAACUCAUACUUGCGUAUGGCCUGAUCAACUUUUGCCAUAUUGUAAUCCGGAAGCAAUUGUUGGUUUCAAAUGUCCCCAUAAAGUACCAGCACGUAGUGCUGCAGCUAAGUUCUGGCCUUUCCCGAGAUUCCCGGUGCCUGGUGACUGCGGUAGAUUGAUAACUUGCGUCGAAGGACAUCCGCGUCUUUUGACAUGCGGCGACGGUAAAUUAUUUGAUUCCGUUAGUUUGAGCUGUCUCGAACCCGAAGAGCUACCACAUUGUGCCAAUAGCCUGUAAUAGUUCGAUCGGUUUAAUUACAUUAUACACGUGUAAUGGGAUCUUUUUUCUUCAUUUUUCCUUUCAUUUCUUUUUUUUUUUUUUUUUUUUUUUUUAUAAGAAACAUGACACACUGUACAUGAAGAAGAAGAAGAA